AAACUUUUGGUGGAAAACUGUGUUCUAAAAAAUAUAUCAAGUGAAGAUGAUUAAGAGUGAAGAGGUAUCAGAUCGCUCGGCCAUGUCUGUGGAUCACCUGGGAGGUGGUGGUAGCUACUAUCACCACGCCCACCCGCCUUUCGGCCACCCCAUUUCACAUCCCUCGCACACCCACACCCACCCGCACAGUGGACACUUGUACCGAUCGGGGAAUUUGUUAUCCGGAGGCAAUUACCAGACCAUGGGUGGCGGAGACUCGCCCACGGAUAUGGUGGACGAGAAGCCGAGCAUUGGCUACAUGGAACUGAAGCACUACAUGGAAGGUCCGUCCUCCGCCACGCCCGUUUCCGCCGCCCAGCACUAUAGCCUGAGUGCGCUGCACAGCAUGGGCACUCCGCCGGCAUCCUCGAGUCCAAUUCCGCCCUACGGCUCUCUCAUGACCCACUCAGCGGGAUCCGCCUCACCGCAGUCCAACUCAAAGACCCCGACGGAUCUGCCCCAGGACAUGCAGUACGUGACCUCCACCUCCAAGCCACUUCAAGUGCAGCUCCAGCCCAUGAACCACCAGUAUGCCUCGACCAUCAUGUACUGCUCCAACAACACCAUCCUCAAGGCCAAUGACUACCAGUUGCUGACCAGCCACGAGGUGGAGCAGCAGUCGCCACAGCAGCAGCACUCGCAGCAACAGGGGCAGCAGCAGCACACGCAGCAGCUGCAACACUCCCCAGGGGCCUACCUGCCGCGGAUAUCCGAGUCCCCCACCCAAGUAAUCAGCAAUGCCCACGGGAUGUCCUCGGUGCUCAACUACUCCAGCUCCAACUCCUCGCCCGCCAAGUCACUCAACGGAUCCGACUGUUCCCCUCCAACCCAGAGCGUCCAGACCCCAAAGACCCCAAGUGGUGGGGGAUCUGGCAACCAGGACGCGGUCAGCACUCCGGACACCACCAAGAAGUCGGGUACUAGGCGGCCGGAAAAACCUGCCCUCAGCUACAUCAAUAUGAUCGGCCAUGCCAUCAAGGAGUCACCCUCCGGAAAACUGACUCUCUCCGAGAUCUACGCUCAUCUGCAAAAGAGCUAUGAAUUCUUUCGAGGACCCUAUGUGGGCUGGAAAAACUCUGUUCGGCAUAAUCUCAGCCUGAACGAGUGCUUCAAGAAACUGCCCAAGGGCAUGGGCGUGGGCAAGCCGGGAAAGGGUAACUACUGGACCAUCGACGAGAACUCGGCGCACCUCUUCGAGGACGAGGGCAGCCUGAGGCGUCGACCCCGAGGAUAUCGAUCCAAGAUCAAGGGGAAGGCAUACGGAGGACAUAGCACAGCAUUCUACACUGGAAGCUACGCCGAUGCGGGAAUGGACAAUGCCAACUUUUAUGCCUCUCCAGCCUAUGCCAGCUAUGAUUAUGGUAGUUCCGGACCAAAUGGUGUCUCCACGGGUGGACCUCAGGGAUUCGGAGAUGCCUGGAAUGUCCAUGCCGCUCACAGUGGCGCUCCCUCGGGUGGUGUGGGAGUGGGCGUGGGUGUGGCGUCCCUGCCCCAGUACUCGAAUAUUUCCUGCCUGACUGCAGGCGGCGGCAGCCUCAACGGCACCGCAUCCACACCCCCUCUGGCCCACUCCACCCUGGGCAUGGGUCACAGUGCAGUGGGCUCCUCGAGCUCUCCACUCGGGUCUGCGGCGGCGCUUCAAAGCGAUUAUGCGCCAACCGCCAGCCUCGUGGCCGCGGGCUAUUCCUAUGCAACAAGUGGCGGCAGUCUGGACAACGGUCUCCGCUCGUUGUCGCUGCAGCAACUGCCCGGGUUGUCCACCAUCCAGCAGCAGCACCACCACCACCACCAUCAGCACCACCAGCAGCAUCAGCAGCACCCGCACCAGCACCACCAUCAGAACCACACCUCCAUGACCCCACCGCCAUCGCAGUCGGGCGGCAGCCAUGUGAUCGACCAUUCGCCCAUUGACCGGAAACCGGUUUACCUGCCGCCCAUCACGCCGCCACCUCCCUCCUCGGUGGUGGCUCUCAAUGGCGGCGGCGGCGGCGGCUACUACGAGCCACUGAAGUUCUCCAAUUAGCCGCCGCGUAGUUCCGAUUGGGCCGAUCGUUUAUACCUCAAAGGAUAAUCAAGUUGAAUUAGUCUUAAUUAGUGGCAGACCAAUACAAUCUCUUAUUAGUGAUUAGCGGGGAAUCUAACCAUAAACAUAUUGUAGCAAUAAAGCAAUAAAAAGAAAUUAUUUAUAAACAAGA
Messenger RNA from Drosophila bipectinata, 2234 nucleotides. RefSeq names its product biniou (gene bin). Gene Ontology annotation, biological process: regulation of transcription by RNA polymerase II; animal organ morphogenesis. Gene Ontology annotation, cellular component: nucleus. Lineage: Eukaryota; Metazoa; Arthropoda; Insecta; Diptera; Drosophilidae. Gene Ontology annotation, molecular function: DNA-binding transcription factor activity, RNA polymerase II-specific; RNA polymerase II cis-regulatory region sequence-specific DNA binding. The record is from RefSeq and is a predicted model, not a curated record.